UAUGAGUGCGUUUGGUGUGACAAUUUUGCUAGAUGUGAGCGCAAUGUGUAGAGAAACCGGAUGUAAACAGACAAGGAUGGCAGGCAGGCUUCUCAAGAAAGAUGUCUCCACGGCUGUACAGUAUUCAGCACUGCCACAAGACCUCAGUGAUAAUGAAGAAGAAGAUGAUGAUUCUGUUGUAAGAAAGCACAAACCCCAUAAAAAUGGAGUUCAUCGAGGUCACACAGAUGCCCAAGAAGAAGUUAUUGAAAUGGAAAACUUCACGUUACCAAAAGCACGAGUCUCGCGGUCUGAUCCAGAUGUGGCAGUUCGCAAAGGACGUAUGAUAUCAAAAGUGCCCAGGUGCUGUUUUAUAGUGGCAAUAUGUAUAUGUAUAGGAUUGGUUGUGACUGUAGCUUUUCUUUUGCCAUGCAGCGUUAGUGACUUGUGUGGUUUGUUGGGAAAAUCUGGAUCAGUUUCUUCAGGGACAUUCCAUGGAACAAAGAAUUGGAAGAUUGAUAUGGCAGAUAUAGGUUCAGAAUCAUGUAUAAGACUGGUGGAUGUAGAUGAAGAUGGAAGGUUAGACAUUCUUUUAGGCAUUGGAAUAGGCAAAGAUGUUCAUACACUUGAAGAUAAGGAAAAGAUGGACAAAUUUUGCAAAUCUCUAGGUUCCCCUUCCCCCUGUGCUGGGUUUGUUAUUGCUCUCCGUGGAUAUGAUGGCAAGGAGCUGUGGAGGUUGAACACGUAUGCUGAGGUGUUUGAAAUAAACUGUCAAGAACUAGAUGUUAACAAGGAUGGUAAACUGGAUUGUAUUGGAAGUGGACGCCUGUCGACUUUGUUGGCUUUUGACCCAAGAACAGGACAAGCUCUGUGGAGAAAGAACAGCACGGUGUUCAACAAUGGCUGGAAUAACUACAAUGUGAUCACAGUGCCUGACGUAGAUGGAGACACUGUGCCUGAGAUAGUCGUGCCUCAUGGAGGGGAGCCUAAGUUCAAGCCCUCAGAACAUGUCCGUUUUGCUGGCCGGCUGAUAAUGCUGUCUGGUGCCACAGGUCAUGUGAUUGGGCAGUAUUUAGAGAUGCCAGACAGCAAAGAAACCUACAGCUCAUUAGCAUUACACAGCAGAAAAGACGGGACACAGUUUAUAUUAUUUGGAAGUGGUGGAGAGACUGUUCCAGGAAAUUUUCUGGCAAUAUCCUUGGCAGAUUUCUUUAAGCAUGCUCUGUCAACAGAGCCACACAUGUCAGCUCCAAGUCUUGCUGGGAAUAAUGCUGCCUGGCCAGGAAAAUGGAAGGAUCCUGUUACUGGAAUAAUUACUAUCUAUAAAUCUGAUCUGAAGGGUGUGAUGGUCCCACCAACUCUGGUUGAUGUGACACAUGAUGGAGUCAAAGACAUCCUGAUGUCAGGGUAUGAUGGGACCAUGGCACUUUAUAAUGGAGAGACCUUGGAAACCAUUUGGCAGAAACAGUUUAUAGGAUAUGAAUCUUACAGCACUCCAGGAGUAGGUUAUUUUGAUGAUGAUGACAUACUGGAUUUCAUGUCUCACUGGAGCCAUGGAGAAUGGCCAAGCUAUGACCACUGCAUGACUGUGAUCCAAAAUGGCAAGACAGGUGAUGUGAUGUGGGCAUUGAAUACAUCUAAGUUUGAAAUGUCCUCACCACUAGUGCUCAGGACAACCGAUUUACACAGGGACUUAUUUAUCUUCAGAAGUCAGGGGAGAGAAGGAAAACUACACAAUGAUAACAUGGGAGAAACUCACGGAAUAGAUUUACAGAGACCACUCACCCCCAGACCUGCUCUAGACAAGUACCAAACCACCAAACCAAGCAGGGGGCAGAGUAGGGAUGAAAUCCAUGACAAGAAAACCCAGAACACUAUGGAGCCCUCUCACCCUAUGCCUGAAGAAUCAUUCCUAGGCAGAGGAAGAAAAAAUCAAUAUGAGCCUCCUGAUGAUAGCUCUUAUGAUAACAAUAAUAGAAAUAAAUGGCCAGAUGAUCCCAAUUAUCCCCCCUAUUAUAUUGAUCAAGAUUCUGAAGGAAGAAAGACGACAAAUUCAUUUUCUGAUUAUUCAGAAAGGAACUAUGGGCAAAAAGAUGGAUAUGGUAACCAGUAUGGUAACAGGCAAGGAUAUCCAGGGUAUCCAGGACAAGGAGAAAGUUCAAUGCAAGAGAACUAUGGGUCUGACAGUUUUGAAGGUGGAAGGCAGAGAUCAAAUAAGUAUGUGAAGCACAAUGGGCACAGUGUGGCUAAGAGGCAUGGGGAAGAAGGUGGUGAAGGACAUGUAACUUGUGAUGAUGAUUUGAAAGUUCUGACUACAGAGGUGUUUGCCAUGGACCGUACUACAACACACAACCUGGCAAGACUCUGGAAAUUCCCUGCCACUAAACAUUACUACAACAACAGUGAAAUGGUAGAGUUGUUAUCAGGCUCUCUAGAUGCCCCAAGGUUGGAUUCUAAUGAUCCAAAAGUAUUUUGCUCACCUUUUACAUCACAAGAGAGAACAACAGGUGCCUUAGGUGAUGUGGAUGGAGAUGGCAAAUAUGACGCAGUCCUCAUUGUGACAGGGGCGGCCUUGCUUCAUGAUGACAUGGGAAGUGAAUUGACCCUCAAGUACAAAACUUUUAUCUAUAAAGUGAACCUAGAAGAGGCUGUUCACCAGCAGGAUAUGGUACCAGUUAAUUCUACAGUUUCAUCUGAUCUAGGCAGCAUGGCAAACUUGACAGCUUUAAAAGAUGUUGGAUAUCUUCCCCAUGAGCAGCAACCAUGGACAGCAUACUUAGGUAGUGAUGGAAACUGUGUAUAUACUGAGAAGUAAAGUUGGCAGCUAAGUUUUAGAGAGUAAUGCUCUUUAGUAAACUAGAAAACAUACUUUUAAGAAUAGCAUAACUUGGGUAAAAGUAAAGUUAGUCUUUUAUUUUUUAGCCUAAUGACAUAAUUGUAUAUUACCUGCAUCAAUGUCCUCUCCUAGUCACAGUUCAUCUUGAUCUGUAGUUUUCAAAAGGGGGCUCCAUGUUGCUGAUUUAACCUUAUUCUGAAACAUUUCCACUUGGCCCAACAAGUCUUAGGUUCACAGCCUUUAAAUCUAUGUUUGAUCCGGCAGAGGUCUGUUUAGGUCAUUGAUCAGAAGAAAAUGUAAUAAUAUUUAUAAUAUAAACAGAAUCCUAGUAGAGAAAUCUGAUUUAGUUGAGUAACUAGAAUUAAACAAAGAAAAAAGUUUUAUCUGUUGUAGGUUGUUCAUUUUGAAAUAAGGUAACAGAUUAAUAUUUUAAGGAGGGGGGAGGAGAAGAGACAGCUGCUUCAAAAUUUUUUCAGAGAAAGAUGCUAUCCCCCAUCUUUUUAUUUUUAAUGUGUGAGGCAGAUUGCAAAUUACAAAUACGAUGUUGGCAUAAUAUAUGGUUGUUUUCUGUAUAUAUAUAUAUAUAUAAUCAGAUUUUGUGUCUUAGGCUGACAUGAUUUAUUAUAAGAAGAUAAUCAGAUCCAUAUUAUUCUGUAUAAUAUAAUAUAAUAUAAUAUAAUAUAAUAUAAUAUAAUAUAAUAUAAUAUCUCACAUUCACUGUAUUUCUAUAAUUAAUAGUGGCUUUUAGUAAACACUUUGCAUGUGUGUGUCCAUGGACAUUUCAGAAAUGAAGUCUGUUUUAAUAUAUUAUAUUAAAAGAUUUGAUUAAAAACCAGUGUUUUAAAUAGUUACAGACAUAAAGGAUUUGCUUCAUGGUAAGAAGUAAUGAAAUGUUUUCAGAAUUGUUAUUUUAUAAAAUUAAAGUAAUGUGUACUUAAGCAGUAAUUUUUAAUAGGUACAAUCCAUUGUUCCCAGUACAAAUAAUUGGUUAUAAGCUUUUUUGAUUUUUCCCUUGUAUUAAAAACAUAUAACCAUUCCAGUAUUUUUUCAGUUGCUUGCUUUUAUUUUUUGUAUAUAUUCAUUAAAUGGCAUUCCAAGCUACUUAUAUUUUAAUAAUGAUAUAUUUUCAGCUAUUUUACAUAUUUGGCUUUAUUUAUAGAGAUUAUGUAUACAUUUGUAGUGAUAACCAUGCAUUGCCAAAGAGGUGAUGUUUUCACUUCCAUUUGUUUCACCAGCCUAACUCAAGAAGUGAUGGAUGGAUUUUGAUUAAAUUUUUAUAGGAUAGGUUAGAAAUGGGCUAACUUAAAAGUGAUAAUAUUUUGGUGAUGAUCCAUUAAUCAAUUAAUUGUUAAUUGAUGGUUGAUUAUUAGUUUAUUAUUUGUCUUGGUAGAGGUCUACAGUCUGAGUGCUUUUCUAGUUAGAUGUCAUCUUCCUAGUCUUUUGACUAAUGGCACUGUUAAUGAAAAGUAUACAAUCCCUUACAGUAAGCAUUAGUUUUAUUAGUAAAUCACAAUGGAAUAUUGUUUUCUGUUUACAACAAAAUUGUAUGCGUAUAUGUGUUUUUGUUAUCUAUGUAAUAAACUUUUAACUUAGUUCA
Messenger RNA from Lingula anatina, 4412 nucleotides. RefSeq names its product protein FAM234B. The record is from RefSeq and is a predicted model, not a curated record. NCBI's taxonomy places the organism in Eukaryota, Metazoa, Brachiopoda, Lingulata, Lingulida, Lingulidae. Gene Ontology annotation, molecular function: protein binding.